Messenger RNA from Hibiscus syriacus, 2683 nucleotides. RefSeq names its product homeobox-leucine zipper protein HDG2-like. The transcript is spliced from 12 exons. The coding region runs from base 103 to 2373 and encodes 756 amino acids. Lineage: Eukaryota; Viridiplantae; Streptophyta; Magnoliopsida; Malvales; Malvaceae. Gene Ontology annotation, molecular function: lipid binding; DNA binding. The record is from RefSeq and is a predicted model, not a curated record.
AUCGGAAGAGUCAAAUCAAAUUAUCGAAGAAGACGAAAAAGCUAUCUCUCUAUAUAUAUAUAUAUGAAUAGAUAUCGUUUGGGGCUUUUGAGCUUCUGAAAUAUGCCGGUCGGAGUAAUGAUUCCGGCGAGAAACCUUCCGUCGAUGAUCAGUGGGAACGGGAAUGUUGUUGGUUUUGGAUCAAUCUCAGCACUUACCCUUGGUCAGCAGCCUAACAACAACAUGAUGGAAGGUCAACUUCACCCUUUUGAGAUGACCCAAAACACUUCGGAAAGUGAAAUUGCCCGAUUGAGAGACGAAGAAUUCGACAGUACGAUCAAAUCCGGCAGCGAGAAUCAUGAAGGUAUCUAUGGGGACGACGAUCAAGAUCCUAGACCCAACAAAAAGAAGCGUUACCAUCGACAUACCCAGCACCAGAUUCAAGAAAUGGAGGCGUUUUUCAUUGAGUGCCCUCACCCAGAUGACAAGCAAAGGAAGGAACUUGGGCGUGUGUUAGGGUUAGAGCCUUUGCAAGUGAAGUUUUGGUUCCAAAACAAACGCACCCAGAUGAAGACCCAGCAUGAACGCCAAGAGAACUCUCAGCUUCGAGCUGAGAACGAAAAGCUUAGGGCUGAUAAUAUGAGAUAUAGGGAAGCUCUUAGCACAGCUUCAUGCCCUAAUUGUGGAGGUCCUACUGCAGUAGGACAAAUGUCCUUUGAUGAACAUCAUCUCCGACUUGAAAAUGCUCGAUUAAGAGAAGAGAUUGAUCGUAUAUCAGCAAUAGCUGCAAAGUACGUUGGGAAACCAGUGGUGAGCUAUCCUCUUCUUUCUUCUCCCAUGACUCCUCCUCGACUACUCGAAUUCAGUUCACAAGCCGGCUCCGGGGAGAUGUACAGUGGCGGGGAACUUCUUCGGUCGAUAAAUGCACCGGCCGAGGCCGAUAAGCCGAUGAUUAUCGAGCUCACGGUUGCAGCUAUGGAGGAACUCGUUAGAAUGGCUCAAAUGGGUGAGCCCUUAUGGAUGGCUAGUCUUGAUGGCUCAACCUCUGUGCUUAAUGAAGAAGAGUAUAAUAGAACUUUUCCUAGGGGAAUGGGACCGAAGCCUACCAGCUUCAAGUGUGAAGCUUCGAAAGAAACUUGCGUUGUAAUCAUGAAUCACAUUAGCCUCGUCGAGAUUCUCAUGGAUGUGCACCAGUGGCAAACUGUGUUUGCUGCCAUAGUUUCAAAGGCUUCCACUUUGGAUGUUCUAUCAACAGGGAUUGCAGGGAAUUAUAAUGGAGCUCUUCAAGUGAUGACAGCUGAAUUCCAAGUUCCUUCACCACUUGUUCCAACUCGUGAGAUUUAUUACGUAAGAUACUGCAAACAACAUGCAGAAGGAACAUGGGCUGUGGUUGAUGUUUCAUUGGAUCAUUUACGCCCUAAUCCGACGGUGAGAUGCCGACGAAGACCAUCUGGAUGCUUGAUUCAAGAAAUGCCCAACGGGUACUCAAAGGUUACGUGGAUCGAACAUGUCGAAGUCGACGAUAGAGGUGUCCACAAUCUGUACAAGCAGCUCGUAAGUUCCGGCCAUGCUUUCGGAGCCCGACGUUGGAUUGCUACAUUGGAGCGACAAUGCGAGAGGCUCGCAAGUUUCAUGGCUACUAACAUUCCAACUGUUGAUGCUGGGGUGAUAACAAAUCAAGAUGGGAGGAAGAGCAUGCUGAAGCUAGCUGAGCGUAUGGUGAUCAGUUUCUGUGCUGGAGUGAGUGCCUCAACCGCUCACACAUGGACCACUUUAUCGGGAACCGGGGCCGAUGAUGUAAGGGUAAUGACCCGAAAGAGUGUUGAUGAUCCCGGCAGACCUCCCGGGAUUGUGCUGAGUGCUGCAACUUCCUUCUGGCUUCCUGUUCCGCCGAAGAGGGUAUUCGAUUUCCUCAGAGAUGAGAAUUCUAGAAAUGAGUGGGAUAUUCUUUCUAAUGGUGGAGUUGUCCAAGAAAUGGCGCACAUUGCUAACGGCAGAGAUACAGGCAAUUGUGUUUCACUACUUCGAGUCAAUAGUGCAAAUUCAAGCCAAACCAACAUGCUGAUUCUACAAGAGAGUUGCACUGAUGCAACAGCUUCGUUUGUAAUCUAUGCUCCGGUCGACAUUGUCGCAAUGAAUGUGGUUUUAAACGGUGGCGACCCAGACUAUGUUGCUCUUCUUCCAUCCGGUUUCGCUAUCCUCCCCGAUGGAACCUCUGGCAUGACGGAUGCCGUUAGUGGCUCCGGUGGAUCUCUUCUAACUGUUGCAUUUCAGAUUUUGGUGGACUCGGUACCUACGGCAAAACUCUCUCUCGGAUCUGUUGCAACAGUUAACAACUUGAUCGCUUGCACCGUCGAAAGGAUAAAGGCUUCUCUUCCAUGCGAGAAUGCAUGAACUAGCUCAAGCUUUAUAAUUUAGAUAGCAAGGUAUUUGAGUAACAGAAGGAAAAAGGGGGAAUGUACUUAAAUUUAAGAAGAAUUUUGGAACUAUAGAAGAUGGGGGAGAAGUCAAGAGCGCACCUUGCAGAACGUUUUGUUUGGUUGCCUAGAAAAUUAAGCUGACCUAAGCAAAAUUCAUCAAGUGUUCAAGAGUUAGAGGUUCGGGAAUUGACUUCCCCAAGAAAAAAAUAUAUUAUUUUCGUAAAUGAGUGCAAGACUUUUACGUGUUUUAAUUACAAGUAAACAAGGAUUGUAGUUCCCCUUUA